AUCUAUUCACACUUUCUCACACUUUUUUAAAACAAUCUUUGUCUCUCUUUCUUCCUCCUUCCUACCUCUCCUUUUCCCAUUUCCUUCAUGGUCUUUAUCCAUUUUCCACUCAUCCUUUCCCUCCUAUCUGGACCAAUCUCUCUCCUUAUGUGUGUAUAUGACAGAGAGAGAGAGAGAGAGAGAGAGAGAGAGAGGGAGAGAGAGAGACCAGGACAGAGCAAGCAGACUGAAAUGGAGCAGUGAGUGGGCUGAGCAGCAGGAGUGCGUCUGUCCUCAGAGCCUUGGACGAUCCAGUCUCAAGUGUCACUGAGAGCAAAGAGUCUGCAGAACAAGCUGGUUGUAGCAGAACAAGACACAGGAUUUGUUCUCUGAGAACAUCAGGACAACAUCGUUCUUCUCCAGGAUGAUCUUUCAGCUUCCAAACCAACCCAGAGCCUGAAGGUAUUCCAGCUAGGGUGAAUAAAUCGUUCUCCCAAAAGAGGAAUAUAGAAGAAGAAGAAGAGGAAGAAGUAGGAAAGUCGAUCUAUCAACGAAGGACAAGAGCAGUCACAGAAGUCUUAAUUGAUUUUUUGGAUAUACUGUAUUGUCCCUUCUGAAACCCAGAUGAAAAGAGGAAUAAAGAAGAAAAAGUGACGCAAGGAAAGAAGGAAAAGGUUUUCAUUGUAAGAACAAUUAAAAGAAGAUGUUCGUGUCUGACAUAAAGGAAGGAGGCAGAAAGAAGAACAUAAAGAUUGAGUAACAGAAGAACACCUAAACUACGGAGGAAUAAAUAAGAAAACAAAGAGAGCGAAGAGGAGAAACGCUUUUCUGACAACUUAUUAAUGAUCAAAAAUGUUGUAGGCCAACAUUUGUGUGAACUUCACUUUCUCAAGACACACAAAGAAGAGCUUAAAAGGGAAGAAGGAAUACCACCUUAUGAGCUGACAAAACUGAGCAAAAGUCUGAAAUUGAUUGAACUUUUUUAGUUUUUGGAGAUUUUAAUAAAUUAUUCUGACAAAGAGUGAAGAGGACAACUAAAAAGAUACAAGAGAAGCAGGAAAAGUUCAAGGGCCAAUCCAAAAGGAAGCUAAAGAAACACAGGAGUGAAGAGUCAAAAGUUAAAGAACACAUAAGAUACGGAGGAGUAAAGGGAAAAAGCAGAAAAGAGACAUAUCAGCAGAAACCGAAGAAAAAGGGAAGGUGAUUUAAAGCUGAUAGAGGACAAUCAAGCGAGAGAAAAGGAUGAACCCAGAGGAAAACCAAAAGUAAACAGCACAACUAGAACAAAUCAAAAGAAUAGGGUGUACGAAAGGACAAAAAUAAAAACAGAAAGGUCAAAUAAAGGAAGGAAAAUCCAGAAAAGGAGAGGAAAAGGUUAAAAGGGUAAACCAAGAGAAAAGAACCAGAGGGAUAAAGGUGUGACAAUGAGGCUCCUGGUGCUUCUUGUAGCUCGUUUCUCCAUCCUUGUCCUCCACAUUGCAGUGGCAACCCCCCUAACAGGCAGUGUGGCCCCGGGCCGGCUGGAGCGAUGGGUUCGUUCAGGCCUCCAGUCUCUCCAGUGGGACCAGCUGGACCGGUGCCUUCGCAUGUCCUCACUCUCUGAGGCCGAGUGCAGGCGGCUCGCACACCUGCCACUGUCCGCCGUGGCUGUUUACGUAUCAGAGCCACGCACAGCCGCAGGUAACCCAGAAAAAGUUCUGGCCAUCCUGCCGGACUCUUCGGUUGGGAUGGUGAGCUCCAAACCACGGGGAGGAUUCGAUGUCAGCCAGAUGCUGAAUGGAGGUAAAAGUCCACACAGACACCAGCAGCCUUUCCCAGGCUCCAUGGCUCAUGACGCCGUGUUGGUGCUGGAUCCGAGCCCGGGAGAGAACUUUGGACAUCCAGUGGUCCUCUUCUAUGUGGAUGUUAAUGUGACAAAGAAGAGAUGCUCCCAUCUGGAUGGCAUUUACCUGGGUGAUGAGUGUUUGACUCUGGCUUUGAAGGGUCGCUGUCAGAACCAGCUGAAGCGUCGGCAAGCUGGGCCAGAGAGGCUUAUGGGUAAUGGACAUGGUCGGCUGGCAGGUGGGGUGCUGCGCAGUGGCACCGUUACCACUAGCAGUGGCAGCCGUCUGGUGGAGCGGGCUGCUGGAGGACUCUGUGAAGUCCACUUCCUUCCACUGGUGGUUGAAGUCGGAGACAACAACCGAACACAGAGACUCAGAUGUGUUGAGCACACAGAGUUUGCAAGGUGCCCUCAGCCCCUGCCAAUGGGCUCCCCCAGUCUGCCCAUCUCAAGCUGUGAGCUAAAUAAAAACACCAGACGCUGCCACCAGCAGCCUUUGGCCACUCACCUCUCCUGUCGACUCUACCAGACCUGUGACCAUGCUGUGCUCAUCUCAGGUGGCUGGCAGCAGCAGAUGACCUUCCAUCAUCAUGUUCAGAAUCUUCAGAGGUUCUACAGAAUGCUGCAGAACAAUGGCUUCCAUAAAGAUCACAUUAAGACCUUCUUUGCCAGCAGCGGACAGCUUCCUGAGGAUAUAGAGGGGGUGUACUCGGCAACGGAGAAAGAGGUGAUUCGUAACCAUGUGUCGUACAUCUGCAGAAAGCAGCACUGUGCCGACACGCUGGUUCUUUACCUGAACUCACCAACACGCAAUGACGGCACCAUGCUGCUUUGGGAUGCUAAUCUCAAUGGCAUUGCUGAUCUGAAGGAGCGAUACUCAGUCAACGAGCUGCUGGCUGACCUGGCCGGCUGCAAGGCGACUCGUGUUUUGUUGUUUGUAGAUCAGAGCUACAGUGGUGUUCUUUCCAAGAGGCUGCGAGGUUCCCAGAAACACCUCAACGUGGUUCUGAUCCAGGGCCAGACAAGGCAGACCCACAAUCACCAGAGGUUGACUCCGGGCUGGGAGGACAGCAGCUGGUCCUACAUCAGUUCCACAACCUGCCUGCUGGACCACUUUGGAAAGGGUACUGGGAUGUCUCGCCUGCUGGAGCCAUGGGCCGGCCUUUUAAACGUGACAUUAGCAGGUGCCCCAUGCAAUGCCACACCACCGCUGACGGAUGGUGAGAUGCGACGGGAGUACCAGGGCUGUCAGAAUCUGCCUACUGCUCUCUGGCACCGGAAACACAGGAGGACCAACUGAAAGAGAGACACUGAGACUGAAUUGGAGAAAGAGAGCGGGAAACAAAUGCACACACACAGACCAUACACAAGCAUUUGCAUUACACACAUGUAUAUUUGCUGAUAUGUGUGUUUACUUAGGACUUAAGUUUCUAUGUACUCAGUGGACAUUAGUGUGUGUGUGUGUGUAUGCGUAUGUGUGUGUGUCCUAACUCCGACAGUAACCAUGGUGAUGACAACUCAUCCCAAUGGGAGUGUCCUGAGAACCAUGUGAACAAUGUGUGUACGUGUAUGUGUGUGUUUGUGAGUUCAGCAAGAGGACAGUCACUCUAGGAGACCAUUGCUAGCUUAUGCUCCGGUCAGUGUGUGUGUGUAUAUGUGUGUGUACACCACAUCUCCUGGGCACUGAAACAUUUCAAGGCCAAUCAUUUCUCUCUAUUUUUAUCGUCCAUCUCAACAGUUCUUUCUUCUUCCUUUUUUUCUUUCUGUCGUCUUUCUUCAUUCUGGCCUUUGCUUCACCUUCUGUCAGCCAUUGUCCUCUCUUGAUCUCCUCCCACUCUACUUUCCUUCCUUCUUACCUCCCUCUUUCCUUUCUUUCUUUGCUUAUAUGUCAUUUUCUUCCUUUUUUUGCAUCCUCAUGUCUCUCCUUAUCUCCCUCUCUCUUUUCUUAAAUUUCUUCCUGUUUUUCCUUUUGCUGACAUUCAACUCCUUUCUCGACUUCUUCUUCCGCCCAUCAUUUGAUCUUUUAUUCUGCUUUUCUUUCCUUUUUAUCUUUUCCUAUACUUCUGUUUUUCAUACAGUGCCUCAAAGGUUGAAUACUGGACAAUACCUAACACACCCCCAAACAUAAGGCUGAGAUUAUGUGCAUUUGAAUUUGAUCACAAGAAAAAUUGGAGGAGGUAAAAACAUACAUAUUUUUCAAAAAAUUGCAUUCACACCUUGACAAAAACCUCACGGCCUACUUGCUUACUUUUACCUGCAUCUCACAGUUAAAAACUACAAUUUUUUGUCACUUUAAACUUCCUGAGGUAAAGCAUAAAUUUUCACAACCAGUACUGGCAAUAUUUUUGAAGGUUUCAUUUUGUGACAGGACUAAUGACCUAAUACUCAGUUUAACUCAGUAAUGUAAAUCACAUAUAUAAUAGUGAACAUAAAAGUGAACACAGGAAAUUGGUCCUUGUUUUAAGAAUUGGGUUAUAAUGACUAAUGAACCUCCAAAGGAAAAAUGUAAAUUUUACAUUGAAUCAUAGUGGUGUCUGAAGUCAAAUUUAUUUUUAAGAUUUAGAGAUGGAGGACAUUUUAGGCUUCUUAACCUGAGGAAGGGAGAGCCAUUGAGCCAGCCAGGAAAUGAGACAGAAAGUGCUUGGCAAUGAUCAUGAUUAAGAUAUGAAGCACUGAGACUGCCCUCACUACUACAUAGACUGGCUGUGAUAUUUUAAUAAGGGCACAACUUGCUAGUGUGUGUGUAUGUACAGUGCUACUCAAAAGUUUGUGAAUCCUUAAGUAUUUUCUGUGUUUUUGCGUAAAUGCGAUGUGAUCAGACCAAGAUCAAGAUCAAGUCCUACAACUAAAUGAGGAACCAGUUUCACAAAAAUACAUCAUCAACUUGGUACAGUUUUCAUUUUUUUCUUGAGCUAAUUUUCUAACAUUAAUUGUCUUUGCUGAAGAAAGUGUGUUUCUUUCAGUACCUAAUGCCACCCACUUGAGUGGCAGUGACAUGCCUGUAAAUUCUUUGCUGUUAACCUCGAGUUCUUUGAGACCUCUGGAGCAUUACACAUCGUGUUCUUGGAGUGAUUUUUCUUUGAUGACUACUCCUGCGGAGAGAAACCAUAAUGUUCAAUUUCCUCAGUUUGUACAAUAUCAGCCCAACAGUGGAUUGUUGACGGUCAAACUCUAACCUGCUUGUAAUCCCUUCCAGCCUGGUGACCAUCUACAACCUUUUGUCUGAACUCUGCAGAAAUCUCCUUUGAUCCUGUCAUCAAACCUGUGUGGUGAAGACAACACUUUGACAGUAAAGACCAGGUUUUUUUCUCUACAGCAGAAUCUGAUCUCACACUUGAUUGUCACCCCAUUAAUUGAAACAACUGACUUCAGUUACACUUUUAAAAAUGAACUGAUAAUCCUAGAGGUUCACAUGCUUUUUACGAACACAGACAUUUAAUGUUGGAUAGUUUUGCUAAACUGGUAAAUGAAUGCCUAUGUAUCUUUUUUUUUUAUUAGGUGUUAACUCUUUAUCUAUUUUUAGUGCCUGACCACAUUUCAGACCACAUUCAUACAGGAAAUCACAAACGCCCUUGCGGGGCUGUACGCGAAUGUGCUCAAUCACAAAGACAGAGGCAUCACAUGAAACAUGCAUAUGCUCAAAUAUUAAUCCACUCUAACACUAACAAUGUACAUGUCGUCCUCUACUGUUUGUGGUAUUUUGCGAUAUUUGUUAUGUUAACAUACAUAACAUGUCUUUUCUUCUAGUGGGUAACCAUAUAUACCACAGCCCAGUGUACAUCUCAUAUCCUCUAUGAAAUUUUGUACUCAUGUCUGUUGGUGUACUGAUUUGUUUUACAUUAGAGAUUUGUUUAAUCAAGAGAUGGAAGUUGAUUGGUAGAGCAAUUUUCUCAAUGCAAGGGAUGUUUUAGAUGAGAACUGUGUCCAUGAAGUUGACAUGUGCAUAUUCACAGUUGCAAUUGUGCAUUCAUCUGUACAGUAAGAUGUAGUUUAGCACAAAUGUUUGUAGUUGCAUGCAGCAAAUCACAAAAACUAGUAAAUAAAGUACUUUUAGA
Scatophagus argus is the source of this 5856-nucleotide messenger RNA. RefSeq lists its product as uncharacterized. Bases 1404 to 3101 code for a protein of 565 amino acids. The record is from RefSeq and is a predicted model, not a curated record. NCBI's taxonomy places the organism in Eukaryota, Metazoa, Chordata, Actinopteri, Scatophagidae. The transcript has 8 exons.